AUUAACAGCUGUGCUCGUUCUUAUGUUCCCCUUGUUUUGUAAACUACUAGUACACGUAGAGGGACAUCAAGCUCAAACUAACGCCAUCGGAUCUAGCGGAAUCGAUCAACACUCCUUGCUCACAAAUGAACGUCCUGAAAGUCGUUUGCUUGGCGCUUGGCGUACUGUUGGCGAGCGGUGUCCUGCUGGCGAGUCCCCUGGGCGACGGAUGCCUCUUGAAGUACGAGGUGUACAAGGAAUGCGAGAGUAGCAGAUGCGCCGAGUGGAAGUGCUCAUACCUGUACUAUGGAUGGCCCCGACGCUGCACACGUGACUGCAUAAACGGAUGUUUUUGUCGAGAAGGGUACUUCAGAAAUUCUGCCAAGCGAUGCGUGUUAGGGUACCACUGCUUCAAAGAGUACACUCUUUACCAGGCAAAAUUAGGCGAGUAAAGCGCACGACACCAUCGAGAGAGUGAAUUCUGUGGCAUUUCACUUGGGCGAACUGAGAGAAAAGAAGAAAAAAAACUUUCUGGCGAUGGCCAAAGUUAAGAAAUAAAGCUCAUGUCGGUAAAGUUGGGCUCGGAGAAUCACGCCGUAAAAUGCACUCUGGUUUGCUGCCAGAGAAGGAUGUGUGCUUCUUUUCUGGAUUGUGCAUGAUAAUGCAGUAGUUUCGCUUUUCAUUUCUCUUUUGCAUCUUGGUGCUGGUGCAUAUCUUUGGUUUAUCGCUUCUCCGCUCGCAUUACUCUGCGCGAUUUAGAAAUCAGCUUUCACCUAUGAGUUCUCCCUAUCAUAGCGUUCAUGUCC
Molecule: messenger RNA, 785 nt
Organism: Dermacentor silvarum
Lineage: Eukaryota; Metazoa; Arthropoda; Arachnida; Ixodida; Ixodidae
Product: serine protease inhibitor swm-1-like
Exons: 3
Coding region: 126-431 (101 amino acids)
Source: RefSeq, a predicted model, not a curated record